AACUUGCAUGGCGCUUCGUUCUUCACUCUCAGUUCUCUCUGCAAAUUCAAUUCCCAUCAACCCUAAAUUUGCAUCAGCUCCUGCACCAUUCAAAUUGCAACAAGUUUUGAGAGCUCGAAGCAGCCCCUCGUCGACGAGGUUGAAUGCUGCGGGUUUCGCCGAGAUUGAACCCGAUAUCAGUGAAGAUCCCCCAGAUCGUUGGGAAACUAAUAGCAUAAGCCCUGAAGAUUUCAAGUACGGAGAGUAUGAUGGGCACCAUACUUAUUUCGAAGGAGAGAAAAAAGGAACAUUUUGGGGUUUACUUGCUGAAGAGAUAGCAGCAGCAGAACCCCCCACAGGAUUUCAAGGGCUUAUUUCAUGGCUUUACCCUCCAGCCAUCGUUGCUGGGAUUGUCUUCCAUGUUCCGGGGGAGUACUUAUACAUUGCAACAGGAUUAUUCACGGCAAUAUUUUGCAUCAUUGAGAUGGAUAAACCUGACAAACCCCACCACUUUGAACCUGAGAUAUACAAUAUGGAAAGGGGAGCUCGGGACAAGUUGCUCAAUGACUAUAAUACCAUGGACAUAUGGGAUUUCAAUGAGAAAUAUGGGGACCUGUGGGACUUUACUGUUAAGAAGGAUGACAUAAUGACAAGAUAACUAUUUCAGUUGAUUAUUCAUAAGUAUAUAUAUUAAGCAUGAAAGCCAUACUAAAUUUGUUUCGUUUUCCCUUCUCUUUUCCCAGGACUCUGUUGCCGUCUUGACUAGGGUUUUUCCAUCCCUGCCUUGUUUUCUAUCUGUGUAUAGUUUUUGUUUUGUUGUAUUAUUAAUUCUUUAGUACCCAGAAAACCCAGUCAAAAUAUACUAAAUUCCAAGUGUCAAAGUUAAUAUGGGCUCCUCUUUUUCGGCCCUAAAAAUCAAUGCUUAUAUGCAAUUAAUGGAAA
Molecule: messenger RNA, 921 nt
Organism: Neltuma alba
Lineage: Eukaryota; Viridiplantae; Streptophyta; Magnoliopsida; Fabales; Fabaceae
Product: photosynthetic NDH subunit of subcomplex B 5, chloroplastic-like
Exons: 6
Coding region: 8-637 (209 amino acids)
Biological process (GO): response to oxidative stress
Cellular component (GO): chloroplast
Source: RefSeq, a predicted model, not a curated record